CAUUUGUGCAGUGGAUUUGCUAGUGGUCGGACGUUCGUACUUCACCCCCGAAGGGAUUCCAUACAAGAACAUCCGCAAUAUUCAGGAAGAUGUCGUCGCCACUGCUAUUGGGAAUAAUAGCUGCUCUUUGUCUUGCAUCGAUGUCUAUUGCAAAUGCCGAACCCAUCUCGCUUUGUGAAAAGGAUAUGCAAAACGUCGCCGACAGCACUCCUGCACCCGAUUCCACAUCUGCAAGGUGGACGAAAAUGGCGAGUUUACGACGGACAUCUCCAUUUGCACCGCCAACAAGGUCUUCGACAUGGUCACCUCAUCUUGUCAAGAUGUUGGUACAGGAUAUCUACAGGAUCCUGCGGGCUGCACGACGUUCUACGGAUGUCACAAAGCAAGAGCGAACAGCGAGGGAUACAUCAGGCGACACUUCAAGUGCCCCGGGCAGCUUCGAUUCCACCCAAGGGACAAGCACUGCACCUUCAAGACCAUGGUCCCUGACAAACUCUGCAACAGCAAGUCGAGCUUCCAGCAGAUCAUCGACCCUGCCGACGCCACAAGAGCCCCUGUGGCAGCUGCCCGACUACAACCAGUUCCACAACCACGACCACAACCACUACAACAACCACGACCACACCACCUGCCCCUACUACUUCGGCUGCCACAGGUGCUGGAAGCUCCCCCUCUACCAGCAGCAGCAGCAGCAGCCCUCCUGCCAGAGAUGCCACCGGCGUCCCGACGACGGCGUCCAAAAGUCCUUCCAGCGUCGAAGACAUCGAGAGGAUUACUCAGGUGAUCAAAGGGCAGCUGCUCAACAGACGCCCCAUCAUCAAUAAUAAACCCGGCCUCGAUUCUGCCUCGACGGCUUAACGCCUUUGGGAGAGGUCAUACAAAUCCCACACGAGGUGAAAGAAGGGCACCGCCAGGUCAGCCAGAUGCUUUGCUUUGGACGAAGAGGAAAAUGUGGAAGAUGCCGCGACACCGAUGCUGGUCGCAAUUUUUAGAUAAAAUCAAGAAGAGAGAAAAGGAAUCAUUCAAAGACGAAGACAAACUGCAACAACUACAGAACCGAAGAAAUGAGUUACGCUUGGUUUUAAGAGACCCCACUAACAUAAAACUGAGUACGUUUAGUGAACGUUAAGACCAAUAAUGACACAAGUGCAAAAAUUAAAAUAACUAUAUCAACACAGGAAUAAACGUCUUCAUAACAGACAUACCACUUUUCAAAUUUUGUGAUUAGAAAUGUCAUUGCAUAAGAAGUUUUCCCUACAGGGAAGAAAAAGAAACGAGAAAAUGAGAAUUGCACACAAGUUAAAUAAUACCAAUUUUAUAGUCAUCUACAAAACAAGACUUCGGGAACCACUAACGUUUUGCUUUGCUUUACUAACAUUUCUAGAUGUUUAUUUAUUUUGUUGUUUCAUUGUUUGUUAAGUUUAUAUUAUUAAUAUUUAUUUCAUUGUUAAAACUUAUUUAUUGUCUAUACUGUGAAUCGUUUAUUUAAGCUUGGCUAAUAAAUAUUUAUAGAAAA
Molecule: messenger RNA, 1516 nt
Organism: Macrobrachium nipponense
Lineage: Eukaryota; Metazoa; Arthropoda; Malacostraca; Decapoda; Palaemonidae
Exons: 6
Coding region: 90-824 (244 amino acids)
Source: RefSeq, a predicted model, not a curated record